ACUUCCCCGAGAAAGCCUGGAAGCAGAGGAGUGGCAGGGUCAGACGGGCUCUGGAGAAGCAGGGAUGCAGAACAGGGGUAGUCUAAUCCUCUGUUCCCUCUCCCUCCUUGUAGGCUUUCUGAUGAUCUGCUUGGGGGGCUACUUCAUCUCCAACUCUGUCAUCCACUCUCAGCGGAAUCUGGUCAUGGCCUAUGUGCUUCUGCCUAUGGGGUUUGCGAUCCUCCUGAGUGGAAUUUUCUGGGCCACUUACCGCCAAGCAAAUGAAAACAAAGAGAUGUUCAACCGUGUGCUGAGACAGCACCUUGCAUCCCAGGACUUGCCCCUGGCCACAGUCGACAGGCCCGACUUUUAUCCCCCGACUUAUGAAGAAAGCCUGGAUGCUGAGAAACAGGCCUGCCCUGCAGGCAGAGGCCUCCUGGGAUUUCCUCCUCCUCUGUAUUCAGCAACAAACCUGGACCUUGAAGAUGAGGAUGACCCGCGACCUGAGGCCCCACCACCCUACCAGGAGUGCAUGGCAGAUGCAGUAGUGCCAGCAAAGGCACAGGAUGACGAGGGACCAAGCACAGUGCCAAGGGCAGGGCCUGCUCUCCAGCCCUCUGAACUCACCAGCUGCUGAGGGGACGGACAGGCUGGCCAGGGACUGGGAAGCAGCUCUGCCGCCCUGCAUUAGAGCAAGUCCACCGUGGGUUCAAGGGACUCGCGUUCAGCCUUGCCAAGGCAGUAUGGGAUCCUUGAGGGACAUAGCCACCAGCAGGAAGCUGGUGUAGAGAAUUCCCACUAAGCCCAACCCAGGUGAACCUUAGACUGAAGAGAAGGUAGAAGGCCAGGCUCCCUUCUAACCCCGUGAUCUCAACUCAAGCCUGGAGGGGCCCUUGCUGUGGGUGGGGCUGCAACAGCCCUUCACAAACCGUGUCAAAAGAGUCUCAAAGGGAAGAUGCCUGGGAGGCCACAUUGGAGUCACCCACUGACUGUGCUACCCGAGAGACACCACAGCUCACACAUAUCAUGGGAGGGGCCCUAGGAACCAAGAAACGUCAUUUUGUAUAGUUUUAUUUGAAUUAUCUAUGUUUUCUUUCUGUGUGAAAGGGAAGAGACCGCAAUAUUUGCUUUCAAAUGGUUUGAACACAAAGUGUAGAGUUAUCUCUUAAAGAGGUUCUCAUAUAGACACAUAGGGGUUCUUACAGAUUCGAGCUGACUAGAUAGAAUACUUAAUUCAUGAUCCAGGGAGUCAAGGGUGAUUGAUGCUAAUCCACAACUUAUCACAAAGCUCGAGAAGUUUAAAAAAUGUUUAUAGGCAGUUUUCCAAUAUGCCCCCCCCCCCUUCAAAUUCAGAAUGUCAGAGAUUAAAAACUGUAAGGCCAUGUUUCCACUACCAAGGAUGAUUUCUGUGUUUCAAGAUAGAGAACUAGACUUCUAGACUUAAAAAAAAGCAGUGGUCCCUCCUUGACUUUAAUUUCUUUGGGGGAGUU
Microtus oregoni (creeping vole) is the source of this 1469-nucleotide messenger RNA. RefSeq names its product transmembrane protein 252 (gene Tmem252). The coding region runs from base 65 to 616 and encodes 183 amino acids. The record is from RefSeq and is a predicted model, not a curated record. The transcript is spliced from 2 exons. NCBI's taxonomy places the organism in Eukaryota, Metazoa, Chordata, Mammalia, Rodentia, Cricetidae.